This is a messenger RNA of Ostertagia ostertagi, 720 nucleotides long. NCBI's taxonomy places the organism in Eukaryota, Metazoa, Nematoda, Chromadorea, Rhabditida, Trichostrongylidae. The record is from the annotation of a GenBank genome assembly.
AUGAAGGACAUUUACGAAGGUCGAGCAGAAUGGUCAAAACUUUUCGAGGAAGUAAAUUUCUUCACAAGAUAUAAGCACUUCAUUUGUGAGUUGUUUAGCGAAUUUAUAUUUGGUACUCUGACUUGUGCAGCAAGAACAGAAGAGGAUCACUUGAUCUUUUGCGGUUUCGUGGAAUCAAAAAUCCGACAUUUAAUUGGUGCCCUUGAAAGGAAUCAAGGCAUUUCAUUAGCUCAUAUUAAUCCUCGGCAGUACAAGCCACUACCUACUGCUGUUCCUUCAAUUCGGAACCCAGUUUGCACAUUGUGGUUCAUCGGCUUGGAAUUUGAUCGUGCAAUGGCGAAAGCGUUCGAUUUGACAGUGGAAAUCAGCCAGUUCCAUCACAUAAUUGUAACGACUGGCAUUAAAAUGAAGAAUUACAAUGAUGGAAUGAAGGUGAUGGAUCGAAUAAGUGAUGUCGAUGUUAAAGCUGGUGAAGACAAUAAGAUAGGAGAUGUACAGCAUAGGCCCGUUUUCGGAGUUGGAGGUGAAGAAGUGAAAAAAUACACAGGAAAAUACACUGUUCUCAUGGGUUUCUUCAGACUGGGAGACGAUAAGAAUGUUUUGGAAGUUAGUCCGCUGACAAGGAAGAGGUCAACUGAUGCUGAUAUAACUUGCGAUAUACCCAGCAAAAAACUUCUUCUGAAAUCUGAUAAUGGUCUUCCUGUUAUUGCAAGUGAUAGU